This is a messenger RNA of Neltuma alba, 1482 nucleotides long. Its product is annotated as probable 3-hydroxyisobutyryl-CoA hydrolase 3. NCBI's taxonomy places the organism in Eukaryota, Viridiplantae, Streptophyta, Magnoliopsida, Fabales, Fabaceae. The coding region runs from base 1 to 1482 and encodes 493 amino acids. Gene Ontology annotation, molecular function: 3-hydroxyisobutyryl-CoA hydrolase activity. The record is from RefSeq and is a predicted model, not a curated record. Gene Ontology annotation, biological process: L-valine catabolic process. The transcript has 15 exons.
AUGGCUUUGACAUUAACCUUUGUGAAAGAAACAAACCAGGUACUUUUCGAAGGAAAUUCCUUUGUGAAGGAAGUGAUACUAAACAGGCCUCAUAAGCUGAAUAGUCUCAAUCACGAAAUGGUUAGUCAGAUGAAGGAGCGAUUGACGUUGUAUGAGAAUGACCCAUCAGUAAAACUCAUAAUUUUAAAGGCUAAUGGAAAAACUUUCUGUGCCGGUGGUGAUGUGAUAUCAGUAGUUACUUCUUCAAUUGCAGGACACUGGUCUUAUGCAGCAAGCUUUUACAAGAAACAACUCACAUUAGAUCAUUUGAUAGCAACCUACAAAAAGCCAGUGGUGUCUCUCAUUAAUGGAGUGGUCAUGGGAGGAGGCGCCGGUCUAUCCAUGAACACUAAUUUUAGAAUUGUCACUGAAAGAACUGUAUUUGCUAUGCCAGAAGUAUCUAUAGGACUUUUUCCAGACGUCGGUGCUUCAUACUUUCUUUCGAGGCUUCCUGGCUAUUUGGGGGAGUACCUAGGGUUAACAGGGAGACGUUUGAAUGGAGCAGAAAUGGUUAAAUGUGGCCUAGCGACUAAUUUUGUCCCUUCCAAGAAGCUAAAUUUGCUGGAAAAAGCCCUAGAGUCUGUGACAACUUCAGAUAUUUCAACGAUUACUGCAUUAAUUGAUUACUUUACUGAAAUAGCUCAUCUUAAGGAAGACAGCCCCUGGAAGAGAAUGGACACAAUCAAUAAAUGCUUCUCAAAAGGAACUGUGGAGGAAAUUGUUCUGUCCUUGGAAAAGGAAAUGGAAGUUGAUGGAGCAGAAAAGUGGAUUGCAGAUGCAUUGAAUUCUAUGCGUGCAUCUAGUCCUACAAGUCUCAAGAUAUGGCUUAGAUCAGUGAGAGAAGGCAGAGUACAAAGCAUUGAACAAUGCCUUCAUCGGGAGUACAAUAUUAGCUGCCAUGUCGCGCGAAGAACUGUGAGCAAUGAUUUGUAUGAGGGUUCCAGAGCAAAGCUAUUUGAUAAGGACAACAAGGCCAUGUGGGAUCCUCCAAAGCUGGAGCUGGUUAGUGAAGAUAUGGUAAAUCAGUGCUUCCGGGAGGUUGAAGACGAGAAUUGGGAGUGUCUGCAACUUCCUCAUAGAUCAAACUUACCCAGCAAGCUGAAAAACCUUGACACAAUCGGUAUUUCAAAAUUCUUUUUUAAUUACGACAUUGUUCCGAUUGAGCAAUCCGGACCGCUCAUUCACACAUUCAAUCACAGCCGUUCACUGUUUUCCACAUUAAGCACCGUCCUCUUCCUUUGGUCCCUCCUUCCUCCUUUCAUUUUACGCAAACCGCACCCACUCCAACUUAAUAGCACAAUGAACAUGACAGAAAAAUGUCAGAGUGGCGGAGAGGUGGUCACCACCGACCUAAGGUCAUGUUUGGUACGUGAUAUUAUGGAGGUUGGUGCUAGGAUCGGUAUUAAGAUUGCCUAUUUUGUGGUGUUUGGUAGGAGGAAUUGA